UGCGGCAAUCGGUCGGCAUCGGCUCGGAUGGUGGCCUGUGGAGAGAUAGGGCUGUUGAGAAAAGGUUUAGGGGCGCCUAAUGUAGGAUGUGGGUAGGAUAUUGUGGGGUGAGUGGGAACUAUAAGAGGUUAAAGCCCUGAUUCCCACCCCUCCGGCCGCUGUUUCGUCGCCUUUAACGAUUAAGGAUGGGUCUGGACUAGUCCUAGUUGAUAGACCGGGGAGCCGAGGGCGGGUUAAUGCUCGAGAACAUAAAUAGCACAUAAAUAAAAAGGGUUUGGGAGGCGCUCCGUGUUUACUGUUAAAUCCUGCGUUUUCUCCUAAAGGCCGCAAGGUGGUGAUCGUAGAGUAGCUUGACGGGGUAUAAAUGAUAAAUUAUUACAUUUCUUAUUUCAUGUUCACAACAAUCCUGCGAGGUGUGUUAGGUGGAGAGAUAAGUAACAGGCCCAAAAUCAUGGGGGUGAACCAUAAGGUGUGGCUGGGGAUUUGAAUGCAAAGGGCUGACCUAGCUGCGGCACCAGGCUGAUUUAAUAAAACUCACUGGAUUGAGCUGGCCCAUCUCAUAACACAAUGCCUUGGUAAAUAUGGGAUUAAGAAGUGCUAUAUUAUGUAUUUAUAAUAUAUAAGUGCUUGACGUGCAAUUGAGGCAGCUUAAAAAUAAAAUAGGAAUGGCUGCAAAGGGGGGGGGCGGAUGAAAAUAUUAUUGGAAUUAAAUUAUCUAUUAAAAACAAGCAGAUAGUGAACAUGUUUUACUAUCAUUUUAUGGAGGAUGCUCUGCAGAUUUAAUUUGUGAAAAUCCCACUGGAUGUUAUGGGUGGAUUUAUUUGGUCCUCAGAGCAUGCUAAGAACCUCUGUGAUUAUACAUAAUAGUAAAGUAGCACCUUUUCAGUAACUGUUGCUUGGGUGCAAAGAUGAAUAAGUCUAGAUUUAAAAAAUGUCUUUACUGUAAAGGGCAAAUGGAUAGUGUGAGGUGUGACGAUCCUCCCUCCUCUAUUACUAGCAGUGUGCUUGAAGGAAUUCAGUUAUUGUUCAAACAACCCACUAUUCCUUCUUUCUCCCAAAUAAAUUCCCUGUUUUUAUAUGGGUUUGCUAGUACAUAGAGUACAGUUCCACCUUUCCAAAUAACGUGGCUCCGUAUCCUUAACUCCAGGCAAAUACCGUAUUACAGGAACAAUCUUGUGCCCUCAGUAAGGUUUCCCUCUCAACUCAGGUUUAGCCCCUGCAAGGCACUCUUUUCCCUCCACUUGCCGCCUCUGUGCGUGACUUUGAGAUGCAAACUAUCCACCUGCUCCUCGGGCUCAGUUUUAUCUCCCCUCUUCAGUCACCACCCUUUUGAGUUUAGAUACUUUGCUGGAAUAAGGAGGAACAUCCAAUUUGACACAACAUAGAUGAAAGCUUUAUUUAACUGGAAAACAUGUAUAUUUCUUUAUGGUUUCAUUUGUUUAAACUCUUAGUUCAUCAUCUUUUCAUAUAACACAAACUUGUUAAUACAGCUCCUGCAUCCCUCUCUAACACUCUACUCCCCACAACUGCCAACUCUCAACUGCCAUUUAGAAUCCCAUCAAGCUCUGCCUCCCAAGGAACACCUGCCAAUACUGGGAAUCAUCCCAUGAUGAACUGGAAUCAUCAGGCACUAUUCCGCCGCAUGAGGUUUCUUUGAAAAUAUAACCAGAUUUUGUUUUAAGGCCUGAAGUCCUAAAGUUGCCUUAAUAAUUUAGCAAAUAGUUGAUCUGCGUUUGUCUACCUGACUCCUAGUACAAACUAGAAAUAGAAUUUAGCUGAUAUUGCUGAAGGCAAAAACUCGAAUUGUUGAGCUGACGACCACCAGCAGUCAUGCUUCCCAAGACUUGAUACAGAUUCCAGCAUGCUCAAUUGGAGUUUGUUCUGAUGAGCACCCAAAUUUCUGAAUCAUGGUUAUUUUAUCCUUUUUUUGUAUGUCAAUAUAUCAAAAAUGAGGCCUACAAUGAAGAUUGUAAUUAAGGUUAGCGUCUGAUUAAAUGGUUUCUGUAUUUCAGACACAGGCUGAGAAAGAUAAAACCGAUUCACGGUCCUUCAGCUUUAAUCAAUUUCCCCUCCAUCUGUAUAAUGGCUUUGCUACUUAAAUUAAUGCAUUUCCAUCUACAUUCUUUUUUUAGUGAGACCCCAUGAUGAACUUUCCUAGCUGGAAAGGCUUUCUCCUUAGCACCCAUAUACUGGUACUCAACUUGCCUUUUUGCCCAGUAGGUCUGCAGUAUGACUGUUGGUGACAAGAUCUGCAACAGUCAGUAAAAUGGUAAAAUAAUUAAAGGCUCAGCAGUAUGUAAAGUUGACAAAAAAUGGGAAUAGACUAAAACUGUACAAGAAACAGUUUAGGAAGACUCUACCUUGUCAGGUGGCGCUGUGGUUAAACCACUGAGCCCAGGGCUUGCUGAUCAGAAGGUCGGCGGUUCGAAUCCCUGUGACGGGGUGAGCUCCCGUUGCUUGCUCCCAGCUCCUGCCAACCUAGCAGUUCGAAAGCACGUCAAAAUGCAAGUAGAUAAAUAGGAACCACUACAGCGGGAAGAUAAACGGCGUUUCCAUGUGCUGCUCUGGUUUGCCAGAAGCGGCUUUGUCAUGCUGGCCACAUGACCUGGAAGCUGCACGCCGGCUCCCUCGGCCAAUAAUGUGAGAUGAGCGCGCAACCCCAGAGUCUGUCACGACUGGACCUAAUGGUCAGGGGUCCCUUUACCUUUUUUACCUUGUCCCUGUAGGCUUAUUGAAAACGAAGGCUGCAACCUUUCCUAAGUACUUCUAGAAAACACAACCCCACAGGCUCUGGAGGACUAACUGGUUUGCAUUCCCUGAAGCCCUCAAAGAAAAUGAAAGCUAUGCUGCCAGCAAGUCUUGUUGGCCAAUCUCCCGAGAGUCCAUCUGGCAAUGAAACACAGAAUGGCUCUCCAAAGCCUAAGUUGCCUAAACCUAAACUUGACAUCAAAGCCCUCUUUGACUACUACUCAAGGAAGCAGCAUCUGAAUACAAAGUGGAGACCAAGCACUAAGAAGAAGAAAGUUGCAAGGAGGAAAAGUGCAAAAUGCAAGGAGCGGGAAACAUGCGAGAGGAGACCCAGGAAAGAAAGAGUACCAGGAAAGAAAGGGAAAAAGGAACUUACUGAGAAAGUUGUUAGUUUUCCUUUUGUGGAGAGACUGUAUGGAGUGAAACGCAUUCCCAUUAGAGUGGUGUCUCUGUAUGAGCAAGCGGCUUUAAAUGGAUUCUUCAGGUGCGUUGAAAUGCUGAAAAUCGAGAAGUCCCUGAAAAAAUCUUUGACACAGUUGAAUGCUGUGGAUGAUCUAGAAAAUGAAAGUCUGGAGUCAAGAAAGCACAAAUAUGUGGAUGAGGAUGAACUCCUUUCUCCCAUUGAGGAGACAAAUGGAGAUGACCAAACUGAGAGCUCUGCAGAUAAAGAAGAAAUGGGUGCCAAGAUAGUGGAAACGAGCUGUUUCAUACUAAGUAGUAAAAUUCCAAAGAAGACACGCAAGAGGAAGUCAAACACUACCAGCAACUGAAGCUACUAACAGCCAUGAUAAGCAAUGGCUCUGAGAACAUAUGGAAGCAGCAUUUGUCUGUGACAGCAGAUGGCAGCAAGGACGAUGACUUCAUCCACACUGGUUCCUAUAGUUUGCAGCUAGCCUUGGAUUUGUUCUGCUUAACCAGGUAUCCUUUUUCCUCCAGCGGUCUUUUCCUUAGUUGGAGUUUCUUAAAGCAUCACUUUCCUAGCUUCCUGUAGAUGUUGGAGAGUGGAGGCAGCAAAUUGGCUACCAGGAUGGCAAAACAAGUUGGCAGUUUGGCCAGAUAUCCCAUUCAAUGAUUCCUGCAUCACAUUCAUACCUAAACCAAUAAAAGAGUGGCAAGAGCUAUAGGAAAGUACAACACUGAACUCAUUAGCUGGCACAAAUACACCAGCCAUAGUUGGUACAUCUAAAGAACUAUCCAAAAAUUAUGCCUUGGCAAGAAAUUUUAAAUGUGAUCCCUGUAUUUGCUAAAGGAGGCGGCUGUGCCAUUGGUGUGUUCCUUAGUAACAUAUUUACUAUGUUCCGUUAAAUGUCCACAUUUUUAAGAUUUAUGUGGGCCUGUUUCUUAAAAGCUUCAUUCACAUGCUUUCUUGACACUAGGAAUGGGACCCUGCUGCUGACAUGAACUGUAAACUUGUGAAAAGGCUACUGGAAGCAACGUGUAGUGUGGUACAAUGUUUCAGAAGCAGUUUCACCAUAAAAUGCCAUAAAACAUUUGUGUUUUAUAUGUUUGUGUUUUUGUAUUGUUGCUUUUUAUAAAAUGAAAAAAAAAUAUUUUGAAAAAAUGAAAUAAAAUACCUUGCUUUUUCACUUGACCUUCAUCCCAACUGGAAAGGGGGUGGGAGGGAUGCUGGUUUGGCUGAUCGUAGGUUUGUGUUUGGAGAAAUGUGUGUUUGAAAAGGAAUCGGGAUGUUUGUCUGAAUUGGGGAUGACCUAGAGCAGGCAUCCCCAAACUGCGGCCCUCCAGAUGUUUUGGCUUACAACUCCCAUGAUCCCUAGCUAACAGGACCACUGGGAAUUGUAGUCCAAAACAUCUGGAGGGCCAAAGUUUGGGGAUGCCUGACCUAGAGCAACCUGAAAAUUUCAAGUAGGUAAUAAUAAGUUAAGACAUUUAUGCAAUGUUUUUUUCUACCUUGAGCACUUUGCUUUUCAGCACAGCUUCAGGUUUUGGCUACUCUCAUAGACAAAAAACCAUGGAGUCAAGUGCUAAGAAUAAAUCCUUUUUUGCAACCCACAGCUGAUCUGUAUUGGCUGUGUUACUAAUAGGAAGGAACAUGACUUGUUAGUCCCAGGAAUACUGUACUAUUUGUAUCGGACAACUUGAGUUUUUCUGAUAUCCCAUAAAAGCUCUUUAUCGCCAGAGGCCACAGGCAAUUAGAGGAUACAGUGGGGUGGUAAUUUUUAUGCUUUCUUGUCAACAAAAACAUAAUAAAAAAUUCCUUCCAGUAGCACCUUGGAGACCAACUAAGUUUGUCAUA
Messenger RNA from Zootoca vivipara (common lizard), 5002 nucleotides. The record is from RefSeq and is a predicted model, not a curated record. Lineage: Eukaryota; Metazoa; Chordata; Lepidosauria; Squamata; Lacertidae.